AUUUAGACCCCAGUCUCUCCCAGGCACUCGGACCCAGCUGUCCGGAGGACAGGAGGUCCUCACCAAACUCUUUGCUCCAUUCUUCCUGUUCCUUCUCCUGGCUGUCUUCACCUUCUCUUUAUACUUUUGUCUUCAUUACUUCAUGGUCUAACACGGUAGCCAGGCAUCUCUGGCCUCUCUGUGCAGCCUGCUGUGUGCGAUCUGAUGCUCCUUCACCGAUCACAUUGUCUCCACAGAGGCAGACCCCCCGGUCUUCCUGGCCAUGGAUUCCUUUGCAGAGGUCCCCUUGUUUGAGAUGGAUGAGUAUGAGGAAGAAGAAGUUCUCUCGGUGAGGAGAAGAGGUGUCUGUACAUAUGCCACGUACCCCAUGGCGCCCCCUGCAGGAACAGAUCCUGACACCUACAUUUACAUGAAUUUCAUGAAGAGUCACAGUUGCUACGAUGCCAUGCCCAGGAGCUCCAAACUGGUCAUCUUUGAUACAACGCUGCAGGUGAAGAAGGCUUUCUUUGCUCUGGUGGCGAACGGAGUGCGGGCGGCGCCGCUGUGGGACAGCAAGCUGCAGUGUUUUGUAGGUAUGCUAACCAUUACGGACUUUAUUAACAUCCUUCAUCGUUACUACAAGUCUCCCUUGGUUCAGAUCUACGAACUGGAAGAACACAAAAUAGAGACAUGGAGAGAAAUAUAUCUCCAGUAUUCAGUCAACAGACUCAUCAGCAUCAAACCUGCAUCCAGUUUGUUUGAUGCCAUCUACUCCCUGCUAAAGAAUAAGAUCCACCGGCUCCCAGUUAUUGACCCAGCUUCUGGAAAUGUCCUCCACAUCCUGACUCACAAGCGGAUCCUCAAAUUCCUUCACAUCUUUGGAUCCAUGAUUCCUAAACCCAGGUUUCUUCAAAAGCAGAUCAACGAGGUGCCGAUUGGUACCUUUAGGGAGAUUGCAACAAUCCAGGAAUCUGCCUCUGUCUAUGAAGCUCUGGCUAUUUUUGUGGAAAGAAGAGUGUCAGCCCUGCCUGUGGUUAAUGAACAAGGUAAAGUUGUGGCACUGUACUCCAGAUUUGAUGUCAUUAACCUCGCUGCCCAAAAAAACUACAACAAUUUGAACAUGACAAUGAAAGAGGCCCUCGCAUCACGAUCCUGCUGGGUUGAAGGAGUCCUUAAAUGUUAUCCACACGAAACACUGGAGACCAUCAUCGACCGCAUAGCUAAAGCUGAGGUUCAUCGACUAGUUUUGGUCGACAGAGAAGAUGUGGUGAGAGGGAUUGUCUCUCUGUCUGAUAUUCUGCAAGCCCUGGUUCUCACUCCUGCAGCAGUCUCUCCAGUCUCACAUGAACCGUUGACACCCUUACCUUCAAAGUCCAUCUCUCCUUUUUCGAGCCAGUGUCAUCACUUCCUUCUCCCAAAGUUCCAGCCAGCAUUUCCCAGGUUUGCAUACCUUCCUCUUGUUCCAAGCAAAGAGGUUUUAAUCCAUUGUCGUGCCUCACCUCCACAUCCUAUCAGAUAUUUACAAGUGGCCAACCUUUCAAGUCUGAAGAAAACAAGAUGGCAGCGGACGAUGUAAAACGGGACGAUAACAAAGCAGAGCUUAACAGCAGCCAACGGGAGGGAUGUGUAAAGUGAGGACAGACAAGUUGGACUUUGACACCACGUUGAAGGUUGUCCCUUUCUCAGAUAAAACCUCCUGAUGGCGAACAGAAGAAAAGCGGGAAAAGUGAAACUGAAGACACGAAAACACAUUAAACUGCCUUUGAAUUGAGACACAUUAAUGGUGGGUGUGACAUUGUGACAGAAAACAAUUAUUUCUUAUUCAAAGAUUGAAUGUUGGAACUGUGAUGAUGCUUAUACUGAGAUGUACUUACAGUCUUAUCACUGUGAAAAAUAAAUGUAUAACUGUG
Poecilia latipinna (sailfin molly) is the source of this 1889-nucleotide messenger RNA. It is a transcript of the gene prkag3b, whose product is annotated as protein kinase, AMP-activated, gamma 3b non-catalytic subunit. Lineage: Eukaryota; Metazoa; Chordata; Actinopteri; Cyprinodontiformes; Poeciliidae. The transcript has 15 exons. Bases 263 to 1555 code for a protein of 430 amino acids. The record is from RefSeq and is a predicted model, not a curated record. Gene Ontology annotation, molecular function: protein kinase regulator activity; protein kinase binding; AMP binding. Gene Ontology annotation, biological process: regulation of catalytic activity; protein phosphorylation. Gene Ontology annotation, cellular component: nucleotide-activated protein kinase complex; cytoplasm; nucleus.